ACAACAACAACAAUUAAAAGCUGAGUGAGAAUGAAAAACAGGCAAUAUCUUUUUUUCAUUAGACACUGCAUUGUGUUGUGUCACAAAGGCAUUUUCACUUAAGCUUACCAAAAAAUCUUGAAAAACUUGAAUAAAAUACAUUAUGCAGCAAUAAUAAACACGUAAUGUCUUUAGCAUGAGGUACAUUUCUUAAAGACUCUUUGUUGACUGUAUGAGUGUCCCAUUCAUUUUUUAAAUUUUGAAUGCUUUUAAAUAAAAUAUAUCUUAUAUGUUUUAGGUGUAAUACUUGAUCCUCAUGUAAAUGUGAAGAAUCCAAUGGUAAGAAAACCAGUGCACAUGAUGAAACCAAGAGUUGUGACUCUUCAAAAGCCUCUGCAUAACUCCCUGGAGAAAAGACAGCAUGAUUUGCCAAGAAGUGGGACCAACAAAAGUCCAUCAAAGAGUGGCUCUGGCUCUUGUUUAUCUCAUGAUGGAGAACUCUUUGGUGGAAGGCGCCAGGGAGAUGAUAAAACCAGAAAAGAGUUGACAUUGAAGGAGCUGAAUCCUCAAGACAAGAAACGUGUGGCUAACUUGGUUAAAGAACUAGCUAAGGUAGGAGAGGAGCGAGAACAUGCGGAGGAGAGGCUUAAAGCAGAGAGACUGGCAUUUGAAGAACGGCUGGUUAUCCUUCAAGAGGAGUAUGAUGCUGUUAUCAAAGAGAAGAUUUAUUUGCAAAAGAGGUUUCUAGAAUUGCAGUCUCUGCUGGUGAAGUAUCAGACAAAUGGAAAAACACCAUCACCGACAAAGACAGUGAAAAGUUCAUUGGCUGGAGACAGGCUAGCACAGGACACAAGCAUAUUGCUUGUAUCGUCAGUUUCUCCUCCAAAGCCUAUACACAUUUCUCCCUCCAAAUCUGCACUAACAGAGAUUCCAGGAAAUACAAGAUCUGGCUUGGAUGUUCCUUUAAGUGAGAAGCUUGAUGCAUCAGGAUUGCAAGCAAAUGCCUCACAGCCAGUGACAAAUAAAACAUUCCCUUUAAUCAACAGGACCACCACAGAGUAUAAAGAUGUAAAAUCAAAACCUGCACAACUACACAGCAGUAGCUUAACUUUAAGUGAUACAGGAGAAUCUUUUCCGAGAAUUCUGGGACCAUCUCAAGAUGGUAAGCCUGUGGUGAGGACUAGCAGUGGAACCCUCCCUACCGCUAUGCCCAGUAAAGUGAUAUCACCUCAUAGUCAACUUGUGGAAAUUCAACAGACUUCAGUUCAGAAAGAAGGACUUUCUUACAACUCUAAAGAAACAAGCGAGCCAAGUUUAAACACCUCUUCUGCUGUAACAAGUUAUCCACACUUGCCCUCUGUUGUCAACUCACAUCCGGCAGUGCACCCUGGGUUGACUGCUACAUGUCAGUAUCCAGCAGUACAAGCGAAGCCUGUGUUGUCUGUCUUUGGGGAUGGUGCUUCUGAAACCAAGACUGAUUGGAAAGUACCGCCAAGAAAACACGAGGAUAGGUCUUUCUCUGAAGUUUCUGGAGUCUCGGGGAGUUUCUCAGCUGAACUGGACGCUGUGUAUCGACUGUACUGCCGUGAAUAUGAACUCCAAUUACAGCUUCAACAACAGCAAAUUGAACUGCAAAAACAACAGUUACAGCUACAGCAACAACUGCAGCAGGUCGAGACUCUACAACAACAACAACAACAACAACAACAACAACAACAACAACAACAGCAGCAACAGCCGUCAACGCAGAGGCAUCAAUCUAUAAACCAUGUAUCAUCCGCAACUCAGGUCACUCCUGUUGCUACUCGCGAGAAACACCUAACGACAGUUGUAGACGAGACGCCAGCAGCUCCGUCUCUAGUGCCGAGGCCAACGUCACAGCCUCGACAAGUAUCGCCUGCUGGAUCACUGGUUCCAACUCCAGAAGUCUCCUCGUCUGCAACAUCAAACGGCUAUCGUACACCCGAUGUAGGUGAAAAGCAACCACGCAAUCUGUCUACUACUGGAGCAUGCGUAGUGCGUGAAGAUAGAUGUGCUGGAGAUGAAAUGUCCAGUAGCACAGAUCACAGGGACGGAAAUAACAGAAUGCAGCUCGGAAAAGAAAACAAAGAUCCUCAUGUACCAGAUCCCCCGGGCCGAGUGCUAUCUGCUCCUCCAAGUCUCGGUCACCCAAGGUCAAACUUUAAACACCGGCAAGUGCCUCGACCUCAAGACGAGCUACACAUAUCCACUGAUCAUUCUUAUCGCGGGAAAGCAGCCCCUGGGUACGAGGGGCACUCGAUGGACGAUAAUCCGCAAGUCAUUCAACAACACACGGAUGGAAGAGCGAGGGCAGGUUAUCAUGGCAGCCGUCCUGCGAGCUCUAGGUAUUCACUUCAUAGCUGGGGUCAUGACGAGUCCUCUAAUAGAGCACUGAUGGCCUUGAGAGAAAGAAGGCAUAAUCACGACUUAAAUGUUGAUCACGAUACUUUUAGUGGAAAAGAAAGCAAUAGUCUAUUAUAUCCAAGAUCUAAUUAUGACAUGAAGUCUGAACGAUCCAGCCUUGUAGCCGAAAGUUUUCGAUCAGAUAGUCUUCUUAGCGGUGCAAGAAGAACAAAGCCUCAAUCUUUUUACCAUGGGCCUCCCACUUCUCGCUUUCAAGGCACUUUUACGAGACAAGCCGUGCCUAGCGACAAGCACUUUUCCUUGUACAGUGAUGUUGACCGUGAAGCACAGUCACGUGGUCAUCACAUGAUCCCAGAUGUUGAUGACGUCAUGGAUUUCAGUCAUGGAAGCUUGGAGCAAGGCGUAGAAAGAGCAACUCUCGACAGCGCAUAUCCACUGUCACUCGUGGAGAUUGUUGAGGACUUAGAAGACAAGACAACUCAACACGAAGAUUUCCUGUUCACAAAUCCAGGAGUUUUGGGGGGACUGGACACUACAGACUCUGGUUACUCACAGGACACUAACAAAGAGAGGAGUCCGCUGACCAGUGACAUUGUCAACUCAGAUGACGAGGAAGCGGCUGUUCUUGGGGAUAUAUUUUUUCUCGCGGGAAGAGUUUGAACUUAAACAUUCUUUUGUUUUGUAAUAAAGUUUUGUACUUUUAUGAUUAUUUUUUUAUAAUUAUUGCUGAAAAGCCUUGUGUACGGAGCAAUAAUAACUCCUCUCUGAUGUAGAUGUAUCAAGGUGAUGAUUAAGAAAUUUAAAAAAGAAAGUGGAAAAAAUAAUUAUAGUAUAGAGCAAGUAUUGGUGCAAUAUGAUAGGCUAUAGCAGCAUGCUUUAUGGAGGCGUGCUGUAGUGAGUAGUUAUCUUAUCGUUUAGGGAAAAAAAUGAUUGUUUGUUUGUAUAGCACAAACGAGUAGAAAUUUCACUCUUCAGCUUUGCUUUGUUUCCCGUGUGACAAUGGAUAUACUAUAGAUUUAGAUAUGAAAUCAACAUUCCGUAAAGCCACAUUAGGCCAUUUUGAACGCUGAUCGCUGCAAAUUUGAUCACUAAUCCUCUUUCGCCCCAAACACACAUAAAUAGCGGCUGGUUACUAGUCAGAAGCGUGCAUUGUGCCCAGCCUCGUUAAUAUGCUGGACACGGCAAGGAUGAGGCUUGAUUCUCAUCGUGCACGCCAUCUUUGAUAACCAUGGGGAUGAUUCUGCCUUGAAAAUUGCCGCUAAUUGCGAAAAUUAGGCUAACAAGUAGAAUAGAAAUGGAAUGGAAAUGUAGUGCCUCGAAAAAUGCUUUUCAUGGUGCAUUUGUUAAAAUGAUAAGUAUUGAAGGUUGUUCAAAAAUUGGCCCCCUUUGGCCGCUUUUUAUGGCCUUACGCUACAUGUAAAUGAGACAAAAAAUGUUUUAUCACUGUAAAAUGCCUAUGAUAUCGUUACAAAUUCCUAUCUCAGAAGCGUGUGAGAAACGGAAAACGCGUACGUCUAAAACAGGGUUUAAUUCAAAACAAUCUCAGUUAUUUUUCCGCGCAGGUCGGUCCGAUAUACAGGUGUAAACUGUGCUCUGCGGCCACGGACUUUACUCAGGACCUCCAGGACAGUUUCUCCCCAUAGGAACCUCACGGCCGGCAAAUGACAAACCUGAAAUGAAUAAGAUUGUCCUGCAAAAGCGGAAACGCAAACGCAACAUUAACUAAGGGUGUCAUGCCAGUAGUCACAUUUUCUCGUAACUUGAUCAAAGUUCGUGGAGUUUUAGCUUGAUGGAAGGAAAACCCACUAUAACAAAUAAAGUACGAUGAUGAUGAUGAUGAUGAUGAUGAACACGAAAACCCGUAUUUAAUGUUUUCCUCUUCUAUCGCGGGGAAGCACCUUGAACUUCAAUCAACUAACGAAAGAAAACCUUAAUAAAUAACUUUCGGCGCUAACGUUAACGCGUACGCUUCUGCAAUUUUGUGGGACAACCUUUCUCGAAUCAGCUGUAUAUGUUUUAUCUCCAAUAGAUAAAAACUUAAUAAACGUCUUAUAAACCUAAA
Messenger RNA from Orbicella faveolata, 4426 nucleotides. RefSeq lists its product as uncharacterized. NCBI's taxonomy places the organism in Eukaryota, Metazoa, Cnidaria, Anthozoa, Scleractinia, Merulinidae. The record is from RefSeq and is a predicted model, not a curated record.